UUGCUAAAGCAGUUUCUCGAGCUCAUUUUGCUCGCCUGAAAACCACUCUGUCCAAAAACCUCUCUCUCUCUAAACAGCUCCUCAAUUUCCUCAUAUACGUUUUUGGUACCAUCCCAUAUAUAAGCUCUCAAAGCUUUAACUAAACCCUUUCAAUCUCUCUCUCCCCAAAACUCAAAAAAGCUCGCAUCUUUCUCUCUCUCUCUCUAAGUUUCUACACACACACCGUGUAGUUUCUCUACACAGAGAGAUAGAUAUAAUCAAAUCCAGCCAUAUAUCUUUGUCUUGUCUCUCUCUCUCUCCUAUCUUCUCAGACUCUCAGAAAGCUUCUAAAUUUUCAUAUCCAUGUCCUCAGAAUCAUCGUCUACAAUUGCUCCUUUUUAAUUUGUAAAACACAGAGAAACAGAGUGUCCUCUCUCUCUGUCUCUGCAAUUACUUUAAUACCCAGCUGAUCGUCGAUCAUGGCAUACCACAACCACCUCUCCCAGCAGGACCUUCCUCUCCACCACUUCACAGACCAAACCCAGCAACAGCAUCAGCCAUUUCAAUCCGACCAACCCGACCCGAACUCCAAGCCCACGGAGCCCCACCACCCAUUUCAGCCCGCCCCAAAUUGGCUCAACACCGCCCUCCUCCGCAACUACACCAACGCAGACGCCAACAAUAACCAUAACAACAGCCCAAACAACAACGGCGGCGGCGGCGCUUCCAAUUUCCUCAACCUCCACGUCACCGCCUCCGACUCCACCACCUCCCAGGCCUCCAACCAAUGGCUCUCACAGGCCCACCGCCCCAUCCUCCACCGCAACCAUAGCGACGUCAUCGAUGACGUCACCGCCGUCGCGGGCGACUCCAUGAUUGCCGCCACCAUCUCCCACGACUCCGCCGACCUCAAGCCCGACAGCAGCCUCAACAAGACGGACAUCGUCGUGGAGAGCAGCGGCGGCGGCGGAAUGAUCAACUGGCAGAACGCAAGGCACAAGGCGGAGAUUCUGGCACACCCGCUGUACGAGCCGCUGCUGUCGGCACACGUGGCGUGCCUGCGGAUCGCCACGCCGGUGGACCAGCUGCCGAGGAUCGACGCCCAGCUGGCUCAGUCGCAGAAUGUGGUGGCUAAGUACUCGGCUUUGGGCCACGGCAUGGUCGGCGAUGAUAAGGAGCUUGAUCAGUUCAUGAGGCAUUAUGUUUUGUUGCUUUGUUCUUUUAAAGAACAACUGCAACAACAUGUCCGGGUGCAUGCCAUGGAAGCAGUAAUGGCUUGCUGGGAGAUUGAGCAAUCACUACAAAGCUUAACAGGAGUUUCCCCCGGUGAAGGCACGGGUGCUACGAUGUCUGAUGAUGAAGACGACCAAGUCGACAGCGAUGCAAACUUGUUUGAUGGAAGCAUGGAGGGUCAUGACAGCAUGGGAUUCGGCCCUCUUAUCCCGACAGAGAGCGAAAGGUCGUUGAUGGAGCGUGUGAGGCAAGAGUUGAAGCAUGAGCUGAAGCAGGGUUACAAGGAGAAAAUCGUAGACAUACGGGAGGAAAUUUUGCGCAAGAGACGAGCUGGAAAGCUUCCUGGUGACACCACCUCUGUGCUAAAAGCUUGGUGGCAAUCACAUUCAAAGUGGCCAUAUCCAACUGAGGAAGACAAGGCUAGGUUGGUACAGGAAACUGGUUUGCAAUUAAAGCAGAUAAACAAUUGGUUCAUCAAUCAGAGGAAGAGGAACUGGCACAGCAAUCCUUCAACUUCCACAGUUUUGAAGAGCAAACGUAAAAGAAGUAAUGCAGGUGAAAACAGCAGUGAUCGAUUCGGAUGAAUGGAGAAAAGGAAACGAGAGCCAUUCCUGGAAUGAUUAUUUGUUCAUGCUUCCACUACAUCCGUAAUUUCAACAUAGAAACUGUGAUAGCAUAGGACUUCAUGGAAGAAGACAACAGGGUUGAAGUGAAAGAAUCGUAUUUUGAUUCUACAGAAAGAAAAAAGCUAACACUGAUUAUGAGAUUGGGAUGAUAAACUGAAUAUGAGCCAUUAUACAGGUAUGCUCAAAGGCUGCAGGUGGAUCAAAUGCAUGUAGUAUCAUAUAUCAUUAGGAGUUCAGUAUUUAGGAAUUAUGUUUACUGAAUCUGAAUUGGAUAGUCCACUAGAGGGCUUACAAUUUUUUGUUUAUGAUCUUCAUGUCUGUGAAUAAGAACAGUGAGGGGUUGUGGUGGGUGUACAGUGCAAUGACCUGAGCAUGGUUCCUUACAUACAUCACACUGGUGAUUAAAUUAAAUUAUAGCUUUUCUUUAUGGCAUUUUGUUGUAGAGAUGAAUUUGUAGUAAAUAAAGGUCUGUAAAAUUUUAAAGUGGCA
Prunus dulcis (almond) is the source of this 2327-nucleotide messenger RNA. Its product is annotated as homeobox protein knotted-1-like 3. Gene Ontology annotation, biological process: regulation of DNA-templated transcription. The transcript is spliced from 6 exons. The coding region runs from base 459 to 1796 and encodes 445 amino acids. NCBI's taxonomy places the organism in Eukaryota, Viridiplantae, Streptophyta, Magnoliopsida, Rosales, Rosaceae. Gene Ontology annotation, cellular component: nucleus. Gene Ontology annotation, molecular function: DNA binding. The record is from RefSeq and is a predicted model, not a curated record.